Cyclopterus lumpus (lumpfish) is the source of this 4062-nucleotide messenger RNA. RefSeq lists its product as uncharacterized. Gene Ontology annotation, cellular component: axon; cytoplasm. The record is from RefSeq and is a predicted model, not a curated record. The coding region runs from base 150 to 1262 and encodes 370 amino acids. The transcript is spliced from 9 exons. NCBI's taxonomy places the organism in Eukaryota, Metazoa, Chordata, Actinopteri, Perciformes, Cyclopteridae.
ACACCGGACCGCCCACUCCCCCCUUUCCCUCUCUCUCUCUCUCGCUCGCGCUCUCUCUGUCUCGUCGUCUAGUCCAGUGUCUCGAAGCCGAGAACAGAGCACCGUAGAGGGGGUCUAACCGGGCUGUCAACCGAGCUCCAACGGCAGUCAUGGCGGCGCCGUUAGCCCACUUCGACGAGGACUGGCAGGACUUUAACGAAUUCCAGCCGGCCUCGGCGUCGGCCGACCAGCUGGACCUGCUGAACUCCAACGUGGGCGAGCCGUCGUCGGGCCUAGACGAUUUCUCCGACCUGGACAACAGUUUCUCCGGCGAGAUCUGCAGCUUCAAAUCGAUGGAGGACCUCGUCCAAGACUUCGACGAGAAGCUGACGGUGUGUUUCCGAAACUACAACGCGGCGACGGAAAACAUCGCGCCCGUUAAACCCAUCACGGAGGACAGCUACCUGAAGGACGACGAGGUGUGGAACGCUCUGACAGAUAAUUAUGGCAACGUGAUGGCGGUGGACUGGAAGACAUCGCACACUCGCUCCCUACACCUGCCCACCCUCAACAUCGUUGAACAUGAGAAGAUGGAUAACCAGUCUCUGGAUCUGUCUGACGACGAGGAGCUCAGGGAGCAGAUGGAUAUGCACUCGAUCAUCGUCUCCAGCAUCAGCGACGAGCCGCUCUACACGGCCGAACAGGUGAUCGAGGAGAUAGAGGAGAUGAUGCAGGAGUCUCCAGACCCGGAGGACGAUAAGAGUCCCUCACAGUCCGACCUGUCCAUGCUGUCUCAAGACCUCCACGCCCUGAAACGCUCCGGCUCCAACACCAGCUACGAGGACCGGCUGCAUCAGCUGUCGGUGUCUGAGCUGACCGAGACGUUGGAGGAAGUGGAGACGGCCAUUCGCCGCUACAGUGAAGAGCUGAUCCGGGCUCUGGCCCUGCGAGAUGAACUGGACUAUGAAAAGGAGGUGAAGAACAGCUUCAUCUCGCUGCUGAUCGACGUGCAGAACCGACAGAAGGAGCACCGCGAGCUGCUGCGGAAGAAGAAGAAGAUCCGAAGUACGACGACAACCAGGCCCAACGGCCACAGGACCACCAGCACGCACAUCCCGGGCACGUACCUAACCACAGUCAUCCCUUACGAAAAGAAAACUGGCUCCCCAGUGUUAGAAGACCUACAGAUCCUCACAAAGAUCCUCCACGCCAUGAGGGACGACAGUGAGAAGGUCCCUGCCCUGCUAACAGACUACAUCCUCAAAGUGCUUUGUCCGACGUAAAGCCAGAGGCGAGCCUUCCUGCUUCCAGAACAGUUCAUCGGACCAUCAGAAGAGGGUUCUGGUAAUUGGGAAGAACCCAGGAAAUGGAUUAACAAUCUAAAUCUUCCUUUCUCAACUCCUUUUUCACUACGACGACUUUCUUUCCUUGUGGCAUUUAUUUUUUCGUUCUACUCUGCCACUGUUUUGUUUUGUCCUACAAUUUUAACUCUAGAUAUAACUCCUUUGAUCUUUCUAGUUCUUUUCACAUGUGAUAUUUUAUCCUUUUAAUGCCCGAGCGCUACAACCCUGUAUACCCUGACUGCAUGAUGACUUGUGUAUGAAUGCCAGUAAUCAGUAUUAGUCUGAGCAUGUCACUUCUCGAUGGAGAAGGGUCAGGUGUAUUUUAAUUCCACGAGCUUCAUCAGCAGACCUGUGCAAGGGAAAUGCAGUUUUGUAAAUCUAAUGUAUUUGCAUCGGCAUCGUUCAUGCCUGACGGCGAAAAACAAAUCCAGAAUCUCUGGAGUGGUUGGCCGGUCUUGAGCAUGAAUCCUGUUUUUGUUUUUUUUGCUUUUGCUUUUAACGGCAUUUAUGAUUUAUGUCUCGGGGGUUAAAAAUUAUUUUUCGAAAUUUAAAAUCCAAAUUCGUAGGAUAAACCCGUCUUUUUUUUGCAUGUUGGUUUGGGUUGAAUGUUAAAAUGAAAUAUUUUGUAUACGAUAAAAAAAAAUUGCACAGUUUUGGAAAACUUUUAACUUUUUGAAAAAGGGAAGAAAAAAAAAAAAGUGAACAAACUUAAAAGCUGGAUGAACAAACAUGUAAAGCAUAUUUUUGGAGAGAGAAUUGUUUUUAGUGAGAUUAGGGACUUGCCAGUAGCCACCUUUUUGUGACCACAUGGCAACAUCAUGUAGUAAAUGCUGCCCAUUGACCUCUGAGCCCUCAAGUAGUGACCGCCGCCCCCAACAACUUUAUCACCUCCCACGAGUCGUCAUUACACGAGUCUGAGAAUACCUCGUGAAACUUUAUUUUUUGCUUGAAAAUGAGUGACUUCGUCGCGUCAUUAAGAUAAAUAUUGUGGUUUAGGAUAAUGUUAGCUUUAAUAAAUGUGUAGUUAAGCUUCUGUUAUAAGUUGUGGGUUUUCUCUAUCCAUGAACCCUUUAACUGUUGUGGAAAUCUCGUAGCAGCACUUUAGUCUGUCAGUGAUCCGGUCGCGGAAUAUAUGGUGGAUGUACUUCAGAGUGCGUCUCACUAGAUUAGCGUUAGAUGAGGCUUCGCCGCUUUAGCUAGCGCUGCCAAAACGUGUCAACAUGAAGGAUCGUUGUCCUUCAUCCAUCUAUCUACCUUAUUAGUCAUCAUGAGCAUGAUCAUUUCAACCUUAAAGGGGGGUACUCCACCGAGCCUUUGUUACAAACACAGGGAGUGGAGUUUAAAAGAUGUGAGAAUCGAAUGAGAAUACACUAUUGAUAUGCAUUAUAUGGGGAAUCGUAGUGUUUUUUUUUUUUUUUUGUAGCUCGAAACUAAAAGUCCAAAAUAUCUCCGGCUCUCUGUAUAACGCGUCUCAUGCAAGUCUCCCGACAUCUUGGCUGGUGCAACACCAAGUCACUGAUGCACCCCCGACCCGACCCCCCCCACCCCCUUUUUAGAACCUCGUACCGCCAAUCUAGCGCCGCAUGUCUGUCGGCCCACUGACGUUCAGAUCACCAGCUACGACCCCGUCAGGUCUCGCCUCGCUCUCAGGUACGACACAUCAGUGUUGGCAGUUUACAUCUGGUUCUGAACGAUACCGACAUUCCUGAGUCUCUCUAUGUUUCUGGCAAUAACGUUAUUAGCUAGACUUUCAACUUUUGCUGCACUUUUUUUUUUACGAGCCAGUGGAGGUGAUCAUAGAAGCCUCUAGACCAGGGUAGCAUUACAGAUAAGAGGUCCGAGACGCCGCUUCGUAGUAGUCGGUGUAGCUGGAAAUGAAACGGGACAGUAGCAUCCGUUUGGAGUUUAGCAGUCUAGUGGCGAUGAACAAGGAAUUUUAUUUUUGACUGGUUUAAAACAUUGUCGUGCAUGUGGCCAGGAGGAGGCGGGCAGGAGGAAGUCGACGAAGGGGUGUGAUAAAGUUAAUGGACGUUGGGGAAGAUCGCACAAAACGGUUGCUUGAAUUUGAGGGUUCCAUUGUUAUUCUUUUUGUCAAAAGAAGACGAAAAAGCGUGUCGUGCUAUAUUUAACUAUUUAAUACGCAUCUGUCGUAUCUACUAUUCACAAUCUAAGCAUUAAUUUGUUUUUGUUUACAGACAUUGAUAUCACACUAGAGGGACAGGGUGCGUGUUGCAGGUGGAAUGCAGAAAACUCAAAAAGCUGUUUCAUUUAAACUGGUCGGGAGAUAUCGAAAAAGGGCAAAGUUGAACAUCAGAAGUUCUUGACGCGUUUAGAGAAAACAUCCUUCAGUUGAUCCUCGUUUUACAAAAGCUAAGAAGGUCCUUUUUAGUUUUAUAUUCGAAAUGGCAGUCGUGGAUCCCGUCUCGGGCCAGAACCCCCUCAUCUGGUCUCUAGUUAUCAGACAUAACGGUGUAACUGCAAUUUAGAGAUUUAUAUUUAUAUAUGUACAACGAAACAAGCAACCGAAAAAAGAGGCUGCCUUUGUAAAUGCCUGAAGAUUUUGUACAUUAAACCGACUCGUUUUGUUUUUACAUGCAAUAUAAUGUGGUACUGCAGUAUAUUAAUUUAUUAUGUAAAUGUUCCAUUUUUGUAACCAUAUUAUGGACUGUAAUGGUACAUGUGUUUCUUAUGCCCACAAUGCAUUGCAACUCAUUUCAAAUAAAUGAAAUAUGUGAAGAAU